GUAAUUUUGUAAUAAAAAAUGUAAUUUUUGUUUUAGUGUUUGUUUGUUGUAGUGAAUAUUGUUUUAGUUGAGUUUAGUGAUCUUAUUAUCUAAACGGCAAUAAUUUUGUGAGUAGUAUAUUCAUACAGAAUCCGAACGCCGGUAAAGCUAAAGCUACUCUUAACGCAACACAGGAGAAACUGGCCGUGAGUGGAUCCAAAAUGGACAUGGAUUGCGAUGACCCUUCGAUAUUAGUAGGUGGAGAGAAGGACGAGGAUAAGAAUAAGAAGAAGAAGGGAAAGCAAAUCGUGGUGCUAUUGGUGGGCCCACCAGGUAGCGGCAAGUCCACUUUCUGUGACCACGUCAUGAGUUCCUCGUCUCGACCCUGGUCUCGCAUUUGUCAGGACACUAUAAAUAAUGGUAAGGCAGGAACCAAGCCUCAAUGCCUAAAGAGCGCAGUCAAUGCAUUGAAGGAAGGUAAAAGUGUGUUUAUUGACAGAUGCAAUCUUGACAAAGAACAGCGUGCUGAAUUUGUGAAGCUUGCUGAUUCCCAAAUAGAUGUCCAUGCUGUGGUUCUUGAUCUUCCUGCUCAGCUUUGUAUAUCGCGAUCUGUGAAACGGACUGCGCAUGAAGGUAAUUUGCAAGGUGGAAAGGCUGCAGCUGUUGUUAAUAGAAUGCUUCAAAAGAAAGAAUUGCCUAAGCUUUCUGAAGGAUUCUCGAGAAUCAUGUUUUGUCCGAAUGAAAGUGAUGUUCAAGCUGCAAUUGAUAUGUAUAGUGCGCUUGGUCCGUUAGAUAUUCUUCCUAAUGGUUCAUUUGGUCAGAAGAAGCCAGAUGCCAAAGUUCAACAGGGUAUAAUGAAGUUUUUAAAGAAAGUAGAUGCUCCUUCCAAUGUGGGAUCAAAUAUUGGUAGUAUCCAAGAUUCUGUAUGUCAGAGAAAGGAGUCUUCAUGCAAAGGGUUAGAUAAUGUGGCAGCAUUAUCUGCCACUACAAGUAAGGAGGUAAAAGAAAGUGAAGACCUGAUUAAAGGCUCCAUUUGCCAUGAUGAGGACAGUAUUCCCACUCUUGCAUUUCCAUCUAUUUCAACAGCAGAUUUUCAGUUCCACAAUGAGAAGGCAUCUGAUAUUAUUGUUGAAAAAGUUGAAGAAUUUGUUAAGAAGCUUGGAAAUGCUAGGCUUGUCCUAGUAGACUUGAGCCAAGGAUCAAAAAUUUUGUCCUUGGUUAGGGCUAAAGCUGCACAAAGGAAUAUCAGCACAAAUAAAUUCUUCACAUUUGUAGGAGAUAUUACUCAACUUCUUUCCCAAGGAGGUUUACGCUGUAAUGUCAUAGCUAAUGCUGCUAAUUGGCGACUGAAACCUGGAGGUGGAGGUGUAAAUGCUGCAAUUUACAGUGCUGCAGGUCCAGCUCUAGAGGUUGCAACCAAGGAACUAGCUACGUCCCUUCUCCCUGGGCAUGCCGUGGUUGUUCCCCUUCCUUCAAAUUCUCCCUUGUAUCACAGGGAAGGGGUUUCCCACAUCAUACAUGUUCUUGGGCCAAAUAUGAACCCACAAAGACCUAAUUGCCUUAAUGGUGACUAUGCUAAAGGCUGCAAAAUACUCAGUGAUGCUUAUACCUCACUUUUUGGUGGUUUUGUAUCUAUAUUGCAGAACCAGGCAAAGUCAGGAAAAAGUAGGGAAAACCUUGUAUCAGAUCAGUCAUUGCAAGAUAUGUCUCACGAUAUCCCUAGAAAUAUUUUGACAAAUGGUGAUCAGAAGAUCAAAAGAGAUGAUGAUUACAUGACUGAGAAAAGCAAAAAAUAUAAGGGAUCUCAGAAUGAAACCAGAGUCAAUAGUACUGGUUCUGGCUGUACAUAUGGAAAGAUAAGCAGAGACAACAGUAAGAUUGAUGGAAGCACUUCAAAGAGCUGGAACUCAUGGGCUCAAGCUCUUUACCACAUUGCUAUGCGUCCUGAGAGACAUAAGGAUGAGCUGCUGGAAAUAUCAGAAGAUGUUGUUGUGUUAAAUGAUCUCUAUCCAAAGCGGAGCAGUCAUUACUUUUUACAGGCACAAAAGCAUCUGCUUGUCUUGGCACGAUAUCCAGGUCUUGAUGGCCUUGCUGAUGUACAUGAAGAACACAUUCAGCUGUUAACGACAAUGCAUACUGUGGGCUUGAAAUGGGCUAAAAGAUUCUUGCAUGAGGACUCAUCAAUGAUUUUCCGCCUUGGAUAUCACUCUGUAUGCAGUACUUAUACUCAGUUGUUUACUCCUUCCAUGCGACAGCUUCACUUGCAUGUUAUCAGCCAGGACUUCAAUUCAAAUCAUCUUAAGAACAAGAAGCACUGGAACACUUUUAACACCGCCUUUUUUAGAGAUUCAGUUGAUGUAAUAGAAGAAGUUCAGAACCAUGGGAAAGCAAAUAUAAAAGAUGAUAACAGCUACUUAUCAAUGGAGUUGCGUUGUCACCGAUGUAGAAGUGCACACCCUAAUAUACCCAGGCUGAGAUCACAUAUUAGCAAUUGUCGAGCCCCCUUUCCAACCUUUCUACUUGAAAAAGAUCGGUUAUUGCUUCCACAAGAUAACACAAGUGAUUCCUAGGUGUCUAAGAACCACGGUUCACCAAAAUUUUGUUGUAUAUACUUUUAUUUUGUUUCUUGCCUCAAAAUAUAUAUAAAAGGAAUAGGGUAGAAUAAUCUGUGCUUGUGAAACAUCUACAGUUUUUCUUCCCAAUUUGCCUUUUCACAAUCAUUGAGAGGCAUAACAGUGGUUCAUUCUCUGGGCUUGAUGAUGUUUGGUAAUCUUUCCUCCCAGAAGCAUCAUUUCAGUCAGGUUACAUAUUAUUUACAUCAGAUGUGCAGUCGGAGGUUUCUGUUACACCGUCCAUAUGCAAUUGUGCUAGAUAAUUACAUACUCGGUCGGCACAUGCCUCUGUAUAUCAAUAUUUUUAUAAUACAUUUCAUGUGUUUUGUUAUGUAUUAAAGUAAAUAUAUAUAUUCGUAUUAAUUUUAUUUA
Molecule: messenger RNA, 2963 nt
Organism: Ricinus communis (castor bean)
Lineage: Eukaryota; Viridiplantae; Streptophyta; Magnoliopsida; Malpighiales; Euphorbiaceae
Product: transcription factor bHLH140
Exons: 6
Coding region: 201-2549 (782 amino acids)
Biological process (GO): single strand break repair; double-strand break repair
Cellular component (GO): nucleus
Molecular function (GO): single-strand break-containing DNA binding; double-stranded RNA binding; single-stranded DNA binding
Source: RefSeq, a predicted model, not a curated record